This is a messenger RNA of Penaeus monodon (black tiger shrimp), 2263 nucleotides long. RefSeq names its product F-box only protein 28-like (gene pall). The transcript is spliced from 8 exons. NCBI's taxonomy places the organism in Eukaryota, Metazoa, Arthropoda, Malacostraca, Decapoda, Penaeidae. The coding region runs from base 394 to 1800 and encodes 468 amino acids. The record is from RefSeq and is a predicted model, not a curated record. Gene Ontology annotation, molecular function: protein binding. Gene Ontology annotation, biological process: protein polyubiquitination.
GGUGUUACAAAACCUAUGCAUCGUGUAAAAUAAAGAAACCGAUAUGAUAAAAUAGUGAUCUUUUUUACUUUCCAGGUGAUUACACUGUGGGCAACGAAGACCUCGGAGUCUCCAGCUGACAAAUCAUCUUAGCCGAGCGCGAUACCGAAUUCCCUACAUCAACACGAGUCACCCCCUCCAAAAAAAAAAAAUUCCCUUUUUCUCUCAUCCCCCUCUCUCUCUCCCCCCUAUCAAAGAAAACGCGUCCCCCAUGACGUCACGAGAGGAAGGCUUCUGUUCAUUGUUUUGGUUUUGGAAGAAUCUCUGCCAGGGGGAAGGACCAUCGCUCCGGACGCCCCCGCCUCCCCUCUUUCCACGCUGUUUCGGGCCUCGAAUUCCUCCAAGGUGGAUACUAUGCGGAGAGUCAACGACAGAAUCAACCUCCUGGACCUGCCGGAGAUCGUGGUGGAGAAAGUCAUGGGCUAUAUGAGCUACGAGGAGGUGGCGCAUCUCAGGAUCGUUUGUCGACGGUUCAACCAAAUCAGCCAGAUGUUGCUGAAUAAAGGAUUUCGCAAAGUGGAGCGCUACCAAGCCAAGUGCCUUAAAGAGGUAAAGAGCCAGCUGCCGAGGCGAGAAUCGGAACGAAAGAACCACCCUCUCUUCCGCCACUGCGACAUACUUACUGCCGUGGAGACAAGACUUUCGCUCCUCAACAUGACGUUUAAUAAAUACGUCGAAAGCCAGAUGUGCUGCUUUAUCCCUGGAAAGGUUAUUGACGAGAUCUACAGAGUAUUGAGGUUCAUCCAGUCCAAUAAGACGCUCCCAAAGUCACAAGAAAUCUUAACAGAACUCCGAGAUAUCUCCAGCAUGGCGAUGGAACACUUCGAGGAGAAGAUUGUGCGUUCCCUGAAGCCCACCUCCCUCACACCCCCUUCAGCGCGGUUCUCCCCUUCGCCGUUCUCUUCAGGAUUACCCUCGCUGCAUGUUUCUCCAAGAGCAAUACUCCUGUCAAAGUCAGAACCAGGGUCAUCAUCCUCAUCAGAACUCCAGUACGUUAUUGCAGCCAACAAGUACAACAAGAAUUCCUUGAAUGGCCUCAGUAAGGAAGUCAGUGAACUGAAAUCUAAGCUCCACGAAAUGCGCAGGAAAGUUAGCGAGCAAGAGCGGGUAGCACUUGAGCAGAAUCGCCUUGUCUCUGAACAGUCCACAAAGAUAUCACUUCAAGAAGGAAAAAUAACAGAGUUAAACAGGAAGCUUCUGGAAUAUGAUCAGCGCUUUUCUGAAUUGCAAGCAGAGAUAUCUCGCAUUAGGGAAGGCUGCAGUGAAACGUCAGCGAGCAGCAGCAGCAAAAGUUCACAGUUCUUUGCAGCACCAAGUCAGACCACUCCUGCUGUGGGCUCAGCAUUGUUUGUGGCUGCUAACAUGGUGCCUGUUAACAUAACAGCGGCACAGCUGUCUUCACAAGCAUACUUGAAUCCGCCACAGCUGGCCGGCUACUCCUCAGGAGGGUUGGCCUUCACAAUGGGCCCCUCUCCGCACACAGGCUCAGCCAGUCUGCAGACCACAACAUCUACCAUUCCCUCAACCAGCAAAGUGUCUUGCCUCAGUGCAGGGGCCUCGGGUUCAAAGAGCCUUGAAGGGGACUCCCUCUCUCCCACAUCUCAGGCUCUGGAGAACCCUGCUCUGCCAUCACAGAGCAACAUGGAAGCAGGAGGGGUCAGCAGUAAUUCUCACAGAAGGAAGCACAGAAAGAGGCACGCCUCCGAAAAUGAUGGGGAUCAAGACACAGUGCCCUUGACGGUCAAAUGGGCAAAGAAAUAACCACUUCCCAUGCAACAUUUAGGGAUAAAUUGCAACUGUGGCAUAUAUUGACAUAACCACUUCCCAUGCAACAUUUAGGGAUAAAUUGCAACCGUGGCAUAUAUUGACAUAUAUAUCUCUGUAAAGUUAUAGAUGCUUUUAAAUAAGUUAUGACUUAUAUUUAUAAGAAACUGGAAGACACUUACUUGAACUUUUUUUUUUUUUUCUUUCCAUAAUUAUUAUUCAAUUUUCAGAUUGUGACUCGACUCCUUGACGAUUCCCAUUGUAAAUAAAUGAAGUAGAUUAUUAAACAAUGUGUGAAAAUCAGUCGGUCACAAGCUCAUUACUUUGAUAAAGACAUAUUUAUCUCUACUUUAGUUUAAAAGAGCUUGAGAAUUCAUUUCAAUAUCUGUAUUCUUAAUCAUCAACAAGAUUAAGAAUGAAAAGCACAAUAUUUUUGAUAGCUGUAGUUAUUAGUAUGUCA